CUAUUUUUGCUCAACUGUCACAUCUGCUUUUCACUAUGUAACUGUUGUUUAUAUAAAUUUGAACGAAUUUCCUAUUAACAGUUUGUGUUGGUUGCUGGCCGUGCUGGAUCACUUUCUCAUGCGACUGUGAGGAGCUGCUUCUCUCCUGGCUGGUUCCGUCCUCCUGCUAUGGCGUCCGUGUACAGCGGAUCCCACACCUUGAGCAAGGAUGAUGUGAAUUACAGAAUGCAUUUCCGAAUGAUAAACGAGCAGCAGGUUGAGGAUAUCACUAUAGAGUUUUUCUACAGGCCGCACACGAUAACGCUGCUGACAUGCACGGUGCUCAGUCUGAUGUAUUUCGCGUUCGCAAGGGAUGAUGGAAAUCCUGACAGUAAUCUCUGGGUGGGGCUCAUCCUGGUCAUCUCCUUCUUCCUUGUUAUCAGUGUUUUGGCAUUUCCUAACGGUCCAUUCACCAGACCACAUCCAGCAAUAUGGCGAAUAGUUUUUGGUCUGAGUGUCCUCUACUUCCUGUUCCUGGUUUUAAUCAUCUUCCUCAACUGGCAGCAGGUGAAGGAGCUAAUGUAUUGGUUAGACUCAAACCUGCGUUAUGCCAAGAGAGAGGCAGACAUAAUGGACUAUGCUGUGAACUGCCAUGUCAUCACCUGGGAGAGAAUCAUGAGCCAUUUUGACAUUUUUGCCUUCAGUCAUUUCUGGGGCUGGGGUAUGAAAGCCUUGCUCAUUCGAAGCUAUGGCCUCUGCUGGACCAUCAGUAUUACCUGGGAGCUUACUGAGCUAUUCUUCAUGCAUCUGCUGCCUAACUUUGCUGAGUGCUGGUGGGACCAAGUGAUUCUAGACAUUCUGCUGUGUAAUGGAGGAGGCAUCUGGCUUGGCAUGACUGUCUGCCGCUUUUUGGAGAUGAGGACCUACCACUGGGCCAGUAUUAAAGACAUCCACACCACAACAGGGAAGAUCAAACGAGCUGCGUUACAGUUCACCCCUGCAAGCUGGACCUACGUACGCUGGCUGGACCCAAAGUCUUCCCUGCAGCGAGUGAUGGGCGUCUAUCUGUUCAUGAUCAUCUGGCAGCUUACAGAGUUAAACACAUUCUUUCUCAAGCACAUUUUCAUCUUUCCUGCAAGCCAUGCUCUUAGCUGGUGUCGGAUUCUGUUCAUUGGUAUCAUCACAGCUCCAACAGUGAGGCAGUAUUAUGCGUACCUUACAGACACACAGUGCAAGAGAGUUGGGACCCAGUGCUGGGUGUUUGGGGCAAUAGCCUUUCUAGAGGCCUUGGCGUGUAUUAAGUUUGGACAGGACUUGUUCUCAAAAACCCAGAUCCUCUACGUGAUCCUCUGGUUGGUGUGUUUGGCCUUUAUCACAUUCCUGUGCCUGUAUGGAAUGGUGUGGUAUGCUGAAAAUUAUGGUCCAAAAGAAAAGAGCUUCUCAGAAUGUGAAGACAGUAAUUACAGUGAAUUUGAUGACCAGGUGUCAGAAGUAUUUAAAGAAGAGACAGAGCUGGACGACGACAGCCCAACAACCAGACGUAGAGGGAAGGGCUCUGGAAAGACCAAAUCCAUCAAUGGCCUGGACAGCCAGUAGGAGUUGGACCCAGAGGCUGGUGUGCGACUCCCAAACUCACUCCAAGCAGCCAGGUGGGAAGGAUCAUAGGUUGAAAUGGGGUUAAUGAUACAACAACUUCCUGGUGUAAUUAAAGUCUAGAAAGCCCCCACCUACAGUAGAGGGAGGCAGGAUAGACUGAGUGGAUGAACAGGCCCAUGCAAUGUUAUUAGGAGUGCACAGAGGCUUGGACUACAGAGAUGCACACUUGACUGUGUGCUGUAGUCAUAAAAGAACUUCUAAACCACGGAUUACAGAUUUCUGUAUGUGUGAGGAGAGAGAGCGUAGUAAUUUGUGUGUGAAAGAGAAGUGGCAUUAAAAACUGCCAAUUGUAGAUGUGACUGCAUGAUCAUUAUAGCUGAUGAACUAUAAUUUACAAACAUUUAUCCUACAAUACAGUAUAUCAUUGAUGGGUCAAUGUAUAUUUGACUGGUUUACUCCAGCCUUAACUCCAGUACGUUGGUUUAAGACAUUUCAAUGUUAAAAGUCAUUAUGUAGAAUUUAUCACAUUAAUUGGAGCCUCUAUGUUUUUAGCACAGAAAGGCCAAAGUUUUUUUUUAUUAUUUUUUAUUUAUUUAAUAUCAUCGGUCGAUUUUCUUUUUUGCAUCAUACACACUUGUUUUGUGUUUCUAACUUGAAUGUGGGAAGAAUUUCAAUGCAACAAUGGCUUUAGCUUGCUAGGAUCAUUGACUGAGGAUUGUUUUUGGCCUGGAACAAAGCAAAGCACACAGUUUAAGCACUUUUCAGAAUGUUUUCUUGCAAAUACUGUACAUUUUGUAAUGUUCGAGUAUUUUGUGAAUCAUUGUGAACUUGAAUGAUUUUACUCUCCCUGUCCAUCUGUGGCUGCUAUCUUUUUGUUUUGCUGUACUGAUAACGGAGGGCAAUUAUUCAAAUUCCUGCAUGUGUUGUCAGGCUCUACCUGUCUGUGUGCAGGUGUGGCUUUGUUUGACUGUCAACCUUGUUAUGCCAUAUACGUAUUGCAUUUGCAUGGUGUUUUAGUAAGAAAAUGUUACAAGUGUAGUGAACAGGUCUUUGUAUAACAUCACACACCAGGGUGCCAGUAUUGUUAUUUAUAUGUCUUUCACUGUCAUCGUAACAUUUUAAUUUACCCCUGUGCCUGUUUGCAUGUUCUUUAUUUUUAUUCCAAACUUUUCUCAGUUUUUAAUAUUGCCUAAAUUUUGUCUUUUUGUGUUUGAGUCUAUUGUUCUCGAGUGCUUUCUUGAAUGUUUAUUUUUAUUUGCUCUGUCAGCAUCAUCUCGGUACAGAUAUAUCCCUCAUAAUCCUCAAAAAUUCCGACGUUGAUCUCUGUGGAAGGGACCAGGCUCCCGUGCUACAGUAGACACUAUAACUAGUACAUUGUCUUUUAAUUUAGAUGUCAUUUGCCAAAAACAAUUCAAAUGAAAACGGCUGUUCUUUUUCACUGUGAAAUAAUGAAGCAUAAUAAAGUCUUUUACAUUUCCUC
Etheostoma spectabile (orangethroat darter) is the source of this 3055-nucleotide messenger RNA. It is a transcript of the gene ptdss1a, whose product is annotated as phosphatidylserine synthase 1a. NCBI's taxonomy places the organism in Eukaryota, Metazoa, Chordata, Actinopteri, Perciformes, Percidae. Gene Ontology annotation, biological process: phosphatidylserine biosynthetic process. The coding region runs from base 169 to 1575 and encodes 468 amino acids. The transcript is spliced from 13 exons. The record is from RefSeq and is a predicted model, not a curated record. Gene Ontology annotation, molecular function: L-serine-phosphatidylethanolamine phosphatidyltransferase activity.